AUGGAGCUUGAAGAACAGACGAAGUUCUUCCAUGGAACUCUGGAGAUUACAAUCUUCGAUGCAUCACCUUCUUCUCCAACAUUUCCUUUUAAUUGUAUAUAUACGAAGCCAAGAUCAGCUUACGUGACCAUCAAGAUAAACAAGAAAAAAGUUGCUAAAACAAGCUCAGAACACGACCGUGUCUGGAACCAGACUUUUCAGAUCCUCUGCGCACAUCCGGUUUCCGACACGACGGUCACUAUCACGCUCAAGACUCACUGUUCUGUUCUCGGAAGAUUCCGGAUCUCUGCAGAAAAGAUUCGUACUUCUGAUCCAGCAGUUAUCAAUGGGUUCUUCCCUCUGGUUGCAGACAAUGGAUCAACGAAACCUAACUUGAAGCUCAAGUUUAUGAUGUGGUUCAGACCGGCUUAUCUCGAACCAGGAUGGUGCAAAACACUUGAAGGAGAGUCUUUUCAAGGUAUUACCAACGCGAGCUUCCCUCAGAGAUCGAAUUGCAGAGUCGUACUGUAUCAAGAUGCGCACCACAGAGCUGCGUUUGAUCCUACGGUUCAUGAUGUUUCUUCAAACGCAAGAAAUCUCUGGGAAGAAAUCUACAAAGCGAUUGAAAGCGCUAGGCAUUUGGUUUACAUCGCAGGAUGGGCACUAAACCCUAACCUUGUUCUCGUACGCGACGACGAGACAGAGAUUCCUCACGCAGUGGGAGUAACGAUCGGCGAGCUUCUGAAACGGAAAGCACAGGAAGGCGUAGCGGUGAGAGUAAUGCUGUGGAACGACGAGUCGUCUCUACCGAUGAUAAAGAACAAAGGUCUAAUGCGAACAAACGACCAAACAGCUCUUGCUUACUUCAGAGACACAAAUGUUGUUUGUAGAUUGUGUCCAAGAUUGCACAAGAAGCUCCCUACGGCGUUCGCUCACCACCAAAAGACGAUCACAGUGGACACACGUGUUACGAAUACGAACACCAAGGAGCGAGAAAUCAUGAGCUUCCUCGGCGGUUUCGACCUUUGCGACGGCCGGUACGACACGGAGGAGCAUUCUCUGUUCCGUACACUCGGGACAAGGGGUGAUUUUUAUCAGACAAGCGUCGCCGGAGCUAAACUAAGCAGAGGCGGACCUAGAGAGCCCUGGCACGACUGUCACGUGUGCGUUGUCGGAGCUGCAGCAUGGGACGUUCUGAAGAAUUUUGAGCAGAGAUGGACGAAACAGUGUAACCCUUCGGUGUUGGUUAACACUUCAGGGAUCAGAAACUUAGUAAACCGGACCGGACCAACAACCACAGAAGAAGAUGGCCGGAAAUGGAAUGUUCAAGUUCUGAGAUCGAUUACACACGUAUCAGCGACGGAGAUGCCGAGAGGCUUACCGGUUGAGAAGAGUGUACACGACGGCUACGUCGCAGCAAUUCGAAAGGCAGAGAGAUUUAUAUAUAUUGAGAAUCAGUAUUUCAUGGGAAGCUGCGAUCAUUGGAUGAACAAGAACGAUAAAAUCUGCAGCGGAUGCACAAACUUGAUACCGGUUGAAAUAGCGUUAAAGAUCGCGGCUAAGAUACGCGAGAGGGAGAGAUUCGCGGUGUAUAUAGUGAUACCGAUGUGGCCGGAAGGUCCACCGGAGAGCGAAACGGUGGAAGAGAUGCUUCACUGGACGAGAGAGACGAUGUCGAUGAUGUACCGGAUCAUCGGAGAAGCGAUAUGGGAGACUGGAGACGGAUCGCAUCCGAGGGAUUAUCUAAACUUCUUCUGUCUCGCAAACAGAGAAGAGAAGAGAGACGGAGAGUUUGAAGCGGUUUCGUCGCCGCAUCCCAAAACGCAUUAUUGGAACGCGCAGAGGAAUCGGAGGUUCAUGGUCUAUGUCCACUCCAAGCUCAUGAUAGUGGACGACGCAUACGUUCUGAUAGGAUCGGCCAAUAUAAACCAGAGAUCAAUGGACGGUUGUCGCGACACCGAGAUUGCAAUCGGUUGCUACCAAACCGAUACGACCAACACUAAUGACAUCCGAGCUUACCGGUUGUCGCUCUGGUAUGAGCAUACCGGUGGCCAGAUCACGGCGGAUGAGUUAUCCGUGUCGGAGCCAGAGAGUCUUGAAUGCGUCCGAGGGUUGCGGACAAUAGGAGACCGAAUGUGGGAGAUUUACAGCGGCGACAAGGUCGUGGACAUGCUCGGUGUCCAUUUGGUGGCGUACCCGAUCAGUGUCACCAGAGACGGUGUGGUUGAGGACGUCGGCGACGGAGUUUUUCCUGAUACCAAGACGUUGGUGAAAGGGAGGAGGUCCAAGAUGUUGCCUCCGGUUCUAACAACCUGA
Messenger RNA from Thlaspi arvense, 2295 nucleotides. The record is from the annotation of a GenBank genome assembly. NCBI's taxonomy places the organism in Eukaryota, Viridiplantae, Streptophyta, Magnoliopsida, Brassicales, Brassicaceae.